This is a messenger RNA of Seriola aureovittata, 2463 nucleotides long. It is a transcript of the gene cers3b, whose product is annotated as ceramide synthase 3b. Gene Ontology annotation, molecular function: DNA binding; sphingosine N-acyltransferase activity. The record is from RefSeq and is a predicted model, not a curated record. The coding region runs from base 276 to 1472 and encodes 398 amino acids. Gene Ontology annotation, biological process: ceramide biosynthetic process. The transcript has 12 exons. NCBI's taxonomy places the organism in Eukaryota, Metazoa, Chordata, Actinopteri, Carangiformes, Carangidae. Gene Ontology annotation, cellular component: membrane.
UAUCCCACACUCAGAUGACUGCUGCAGCUUACCAUUUACAACUGAAACUGCAAAAAUGCUCCAAGGGCAGUAUGUUGUUUCCAGUGCUGAGAUAACCUUACCUUAAAGGACGUGCUGCAACUACAAGGGUGUGAUCACAAGAGCAGACAGAGUGGGAGGGCAGGAUCCCAUUCUUUCGAAGAAAAAAAAAAAGAAAAGGUUGGCUCCACAAAAGCUUUACCAGUGAACGUAUAGGAUCUAACAGGGCUGUUAUCUUUUAGGGAUAAGUGCAAUAUAUGAACUGUAUGAGUGACUGGCUUCACACAGAUAAGUCCCCGGAGAACACACUACAGUGGGCACACCAAAGAAUGUUGCAGACAGUUGGUGGGUGGCUGUGGUGGGAGCGUCUGUGGCUGCCAGGGAAUGUCUCCUGGUCUGACCUGGAGGACAGUGAAGGUCGUGUCUAUGCUAAAGCCUCUCAACUUUACGCUGCUCUGCCCUGCGCCCUCUGCCUGCUUCUAGUCAGAUUCUUGUUUGAAAGAUACCUGGCCACACCAGUGGCUAAUGUUUGGGGAAUCAGGGACAGGGUACGUCUGACAGCAGAACAAAACCCCAUCCUAGAAAACUACUUCUGCCGCCAAGCACGAGUUCCAUCACAGGCUGAUGUGAGGUCUCUGUGUAAAAAGACGAGUUGGCCAGAAAGAAGAGUUCAAGUCUGGUUCAGGAGGAGGAGGAACCAGGAGCGACCUGGGCUUCGGAAGAGGUUCUGUGAGGCCAGUUGGAGAUGCGUGUUUUAUUUUUUUGCAUUUGUCGGUGGAGUCCUAGCUCUCUAUGAUAAACCUUGGCUUUAUAACCUGAAGGAGGUUUGGGAAGGCUUCCCUAAACAGGUAUCCAUGCUACCAUCUCAAUACUGGUAUUACCUCUUGGAAAUGGGAUUCUACCUUUCUCUGCUCCUUAGCCUCUCAUUUGAUGUUAAACGGAAAGACUUCAAAGAGCAGGUGAUUCAUCAUAUAGCCACACUGACUCUUCUCAGUUUCUCCUGGAUUUCAAACUACAUCCGUAUUGGAACCAUUGUGAUGGCAGUUCAUGACUCUGCUGACAUACUGCUGGAGGGUGCAAAGGUAUUCAACUACGCCAAGUGGCACAAGACUGCAAACGCCAUAUUUGUAGUGUUUACAGUUCUCUUUAUGUUGACAAGGCUUGUCAUUUUUCCUUUCUGGCUGAUCCACUGCACAUGGGUGUACCCGCCGGAGAAGUUUCCUCCCUUCUUUGGCUAUUACUUCUUCAACGUCAUGCUGUUGCUUCUACAGAUACUACACCUCUACUGGGCUGCUCUCAUUUCACGAAUGUUUUACAAGUGUAUCUUCAGCAAGCUUGAGGGCGAUGACAGGAGUGAUGAAGAGGAGGAUGACAGUGACUCACCGAAGGAAAGAAACCACAAACUGAGUCACAUGAAUGGCUCUGGAGCCAGAGGCCGAGCCAAUGGCCACUGACACAGACAGACUGACACAUAGACAGACAGAAACAGAGAAAAAGGAAAAUGGAUAGAAGAAACAUGGACAGAUUCAGUCUGGACUGCAGCAGUUAGAGCCUAAUUGCAUAUAUUACACACUCUUGAGCAGAGAAUAUUGUAUUUAUAGCUACUGUGGAUUAUACCUAAAUUGACUGGAAGAUAUAUGGUUUCUGGAAUUCACUGAGUUCAGAACUUUUAACAGCAUAUUAUUUUGUUCUACUCAUAAUUUAAAAAAUAGACAAUAAUGAUGGUGAUGACAUGAGUUCCAUGUGAUGGGUAUGUGCAUCUCCAGUAUGUGUGUGGUUUGUGGAGCACAUUAAUGCAAAAUUAAGCACUACACUAAGUGUGUCCAUCUGAUAAUGGGAAGCUGUGGCAGUAACUAAGUACAUUUGCUUAAGUAUUGUGUACAAUUUUUCUACUUUACUUGAGUAUUUCCAGUUUAUGGUCGUUUAUACUUUUUCUCCAGCACAUUUCAGAGGUAAAUAUUGUACUUUUUACUCUACUACAUUCAUCUGACAAUUAUCUCAUUGCUCAGCUCAUAAAACAUGAUGUGUUACUACAGAUGAAAAAUUCUGCACACCAACACAGGUGUUUUCAGUUAUGUGGCUAAUUAGACCAGGUCAGGUUGGACUCGUGCAAAGCUCUGCUGGGAUUUACAUAAGGUUAGGAAGCCCCGAGAAGUUUCUAUUUUUGAUCUUGUUUUAUACAGUAAUAACCAUAAUAAUUGUGUGCACACAAUAUUAUCUUUUAUGCAUUAACUUGAGAAAAAAAAACUGAAAAGGGGCAUCCUGCCUAAUGAGUGGCCCUACUUUUACUUUCCAUAUUUCAAGUUGAUUUUGCAGGUAGGCAACAACUUGUGUACUUUUCCUUAAGUAGAAUUCGAGUGAAUGAAUGUAUGUCUACACUAUGGGAUAGCUACGUUAACCACUAAAUAAAAGAUCUGAAUUCUUCUUCCACAAAUGGUGAGAAGC